Pseudonaja textilis is the source of this 628-nucleotide messenger RNA. Its product is annotated as basic phospholipase A2-like. The record is from RefSeq and is a predicted model, not a curated record. Gene Ontology annotation, molecular function: calcium ion binding; phospholipid binding. Lineage: Eukaryota; Metazoa; Chordata; Lepidosauria; Squamata; Elapidae. Gene Ontology annotation, biological process: arachidonate secretion; phospholipid metabolic process; lipid catabolic process.
GCCCUUCCCGAGAUGAGGCUGGUUCACGUAGCCAUGGUGCUGGGGGCGAGCGUGUUUGCCAUCACUGCCAACAACCUCCUCAACUUCAAGCUGAUGAUCCAGCGGAUCACACAGAAGAACGUGCUCAUCUACUUCAACGGCUACGGCUGCUACUGCGGGAAGGGUGGGCGAGGGAAGCCGAGGGACCCCACAGACACGUGUUGCUAUAACCACGAUUGCUGCUACGAAAAUUUACACCACCAGGGUUGCCAUCCAUACAUCGACCACUACAGAUACCUGAUUAUCAACAACAAAGUGCAGUGCAAGUACAAGAACAGAUCGGUGUGUGCCACCUUGGCGUGUGAGUGCGACAAACACGCCAGCUUGUGCUUCAAAAGGGAAGCACCAACUUACAACCGCAAACUGCAACAUUUUCCUGUUGUUAUGUGCAAAGAGAUGACCCCCAAGUGUUUUCCCGGCCCCGAGUUUUGAAGGGGGGCCAGGUGGAUGGCAUUCAGGCCCGCCAGCGUGCCUCCCCCCGCUCCCAGCCCCUGGGCCUUUGCGGGGACUGUAAAUAGAGCCUUGUCUCUGGGUUCUCCCAAACCUCAAUCAAGGAUUUGGCCGGAGAAGUGUAGUGUAAGCGUGUAUA